AUCUGUUUCAGUACAACGCUCCGUAGAAAAGCGUUGAUUCUGUUUGAUCUCUCUUUGUCUUGAUUCGUACCAGCUCCGCACACAACCGCAAAAAAGAAACGAGUGGUGGAUCUAAGCAUGGGGAGAUGCAAGAUUGUAAUUAGGAGGAUCGAUAAUUCGACGAGCAGACAAGUGACUUUCUCGAAGCGUAGGAGCGGACUGCUGAAGAAGGCGGAAGAACUGGCGAUCCUUUGCGACGCCGAUGUUGGAGUCAUCAUCUUCUCCAGCACUAACAAACUCUACGAAUACUCCAGCUCCAGCAUGAAAACACUAAUAGAACGAUAUAAUAAAACAAAAGAGGAGCACCAUCAGCUUGGGAACUCGACUUCUGAAGUCAAGUAUUGGCAAAGGGAAGCAGCAAUGUUACGGCAGCAACUGCAGAGCUUACAUGAAAAUCAUCGGCAAAUGAUGGGUGAAGAGCUGACUGGUCUAAGCGUCAAAGAUCUGCAGAAUCUAGAAAAUCAAUUGGAGAUAAGUCUCCGUGGCAUCCGUAUGAAGAAGGACAAAAUCUUAAUGGAUGAGAUACAAGACCUAAAUAGAAAGGUAAACCUAAUUCACCAAGACAAUACGGAACUUUAUAAGAAGGUAAACCUAAUUCGUCAAGAAAAUCUGGAAUUACACGAAAAGGUCUAUGGAACAAAAGAUGCCAAUGGAGCACACAUAAGCAGUCUUACAAACGGACUUAGUGUUGGAGAGGAUGCAGGCAUACCUAUCGACCUUCAGCUCAGCCAGCCACAGCCACAAGACCAUGAGGCACCAGAAAGAGCUACAAAACUAGGGUACAAUUAUGAAACAAUUCAUAAAUGUUCUACAUGAAUACAAAUGAACUUUUCCAGGGUCACUAUUUCAAUCUUGUUCUUUUGAUGGUUGCAGCAGACUAUAGCUACGCUAGCAAAAAGACACCCUACACCAACCAGGAAGAUGUAUCUUAUUUUGCAUCAAGAAAACGGUGUAUGGUUGCUAAUUAUCUUUCAAUCGACGAAAUGUGGUAGAGUAGCGGAUUAUUCCAUACCAAAAGAAACCAGAUUUGUCUAGUUUGUGGUGAUUAAAACAAGCGUAUUUAUGUGAAGAGAAGACUAUGCAAAACAAAAAAUAAUUGGAACCGCACCAGCAUGCACACUUCAUUUUCCAGAAAUCUUAAGGUCUGUUUGCUAUCUUCAUUAUAAUCGGCUAGGUUCAAAUGUUCAUACUUAUUUUAUGACUGAUGCUUGCGAUAUAAUAAAGGAAAAUUCUGGAGAAUCGUCCAGAAAAGGAAACAAGUAGAUUAAAAAUAACAUUUAUCCUAUAUACUAAUUUCCACCCAAGAGUUGUUUAUGAUAUUCAUCAUGAAAGGA
Cucurbita pepo subsp. pepo (vegetable marrow) is the source of this 1373-nucleotide messenger RNA. Lineage: Eukaryota; Viridiplantae; Streptophyta; Magnoliopsida; Cucurbitales; Cucurbitaceae. The record is from RefSeq and is a predicted model, not a curated record.